Molecule: messenger RNA, 984 nt
Organism: Chaetomium globosum CBS 148.51
Lineage: Eukaryota; Fungi; Ascomycota; Sordariomycetes; Sordariales; Chaetomiaceae
Exons: 1
Coding region: 1-984 (327 amino acids)
Source: RefSeq, a predicted model, not a curated record
AUGUCUGAGGGCCGCGUCCUUGGGGAGAUGCUUGAGACGCUGCAACGUCUUGAGACGAGAAUCGAUGGCCAAAAAGAUCGGCUCGAUGCCAUUGAGUUGUCCAUCCGUUCAGGGGGUGCCUCCUCCAUGGCCACAAGCAGUUCCAUCGUAAACUCGGAUCACGACUCGACUGCGGCUGAGCAUCUCCACGAGUGUCCGAGCCCCAUCACACCGCCAUCCGCGGAACAGCCUACGUAUCCAGCCUCUGUUUACAGAGCCUCCAUUGCCGAGAUGCGCAAGCGCUUCGAGUUUGUCGAUGCCAGCUGCUCUGAUGUUCAUCCCAUGCAGGCAGCCAGUCCCGAUAAUCUGCAAUGGGACCAGACGGGCGUGGCAUCAAAUCCAAACCAAGACGAGGGAUACGAACACGAAGUGGUAUACACCGAAUCUGCCUAUUCGAGACCUCUCUCACGCCUGGAUCUGGGAGAUAUGGCCGAGGCGCCACCUCUCCCAAACAACAUUCAGUUUCAGACAGAUUUUCAAGGGAGGGCGGUGCCGAGCUAUUCGGGAGAGCAGCAUCACGAACCUGUCGUUGAUACCCGGGAGCUGCAGACCUCACACUCAGACCCUGCGCACACCCAGGACGAAAUUCGGGCAGUCCGCUACGAAGAUGUCCACUUUCACAGCAUCCAAGCCCAGAAGGAGACUUCCCAGACGACUGGGGCUAGGCCUGACAUCUCGCGGCGGCAUGAGCACGUCGAGGUCAUGUACUUGGCCUGGGACAACUUCAAGACAUCUCUCCGCCCCUCCUGGUGGCUCUUCUCGUCUGAGCACAGGGCAGCUCUUAAUGAGAAACGGCGGCUGGGUGAGCUGUGCGGAACUGGGGCAACGCCACGACAGAGACUGGGAGAAGUGUUGAAGUGGUAUAAAUUGGCCAUUAAAGUCAUUCGUCGGACAAAAACGCGCGGUUUGGGCAAAGGGGACAUGGUAUCGGUCGUUCAAAUGUAA